UGCUGAUAGUACAGUAUUUCUGCAAGUGUGCGACAGUCUGACAGUAGAAAAACAUUGUUUACCACAAAAGCAUGUUAUAUAGACAUUCAAUAUCCUCAACAAAUGUUUGUCAUUGACAUGGAGGGAAGAUAGAAGUGGCUUCCUAUGCAACUUCACUCAUUUAUAAUCUGGAGAAACCUUUUGAUCAAGUUAGGGUCAAAAUGCCCUGGGAAUUUUAAGCAAGGGCCCCUUUGGCCCUCCAAUCCCUUGACAACAAGUGGAGCAGCUCUUCUUCAUCCUCAUCACUUCUGCUGGAGUCUUCCUGGUCUUCUGUUUUCUCCUUCACAACCUUCUUCACCACAUCUUGCUUAUCUAUUAUUAUUAUUAUUAUCUCGCAAUACCUCAACCCUCCGGUAACAUUCAAUUUGCUCAUCGAUUUCAUCAAUCUGACGCUCAAGACGACCCUCCUCGUCAUCCUCGGCUACAAUGGCCUCUGAUUUGGUGUUCACCUGCCGCAUUUCCUUUUGGAACUCUUCCCACUCCUUAUCCAUUUGAUCUUUGGGAGCAUCGACAUUGCGGACUUUGGCAUCUCUCACUGGGUCGUCAAAGAAGCCUUCUGGUAGAGCUUCAGGUGUAUUUCCCUUCUUCUCCACACUCUUCUCAGUUUCAUUUGGUUUGAGGAUAGACCCUGAAUGAGAAGCAGCUGGGACAGCUGGAAUGGUGCUGUUGUCGAAGAAAUCAGAUGGGAGUCCUGAGGCAGGUGCCCCCUUCUGCACACCCAAGCUAAAAUCUGCCCCCUGGUCACCAGCCUCCUCUUCAUCACUGUCUUCAUCAUCGACUCCGGCCAAAAGAGUCAGCCCAGCAGAUGCCGUUUUUUUUCAAUAUUCCUGGUAGUUUCUUCGGCCCCGGCGGGGCAGGUUUAGCAAAGAAAUCAUCAGGUAGCCCUGGCGUAGACAACUGCACUGUAACUGCCACUGGUUUAAACUGCUUCCCAUUCGUGUCUUCAGAAGCUUUCCUUUUAAGCAGAGGCUGGGGUCCUUGACUUGUAGAACUUUGUUUAGACCCCUUGAGCUCAGAAAGUUUCUCCUUGUGCUGUUUUCCAAGAAUGUGAGUCUGGCCACAAUAGUUCAUUCUUUACUCGCUCGUUGCAGAGUACGCAGCUAAGGUGAUCGAGACUGUUGUACUUGGCAUAUGGGGAUUCGACACGCUUCUUAUCUAUCGUUUGCCUUUGUUUCUCUCUCAUUAACCGUCGCAGUUCAUCUUGAUGUAUCACUUUCUUCUGCUUAUUUUUUGGAGGCAUUCUUUCAUUGAGUUUCAAACCAAAUUUCAGAAACCUUGGGGAAGAAAAAAAACACUGUGUGUCUUCAUUCAGGACCCAUAGUUGGUGUCAAACAUAUUGCCAGAUUUAAGUUUGAGAACAAAUACUGUAAAUUAUACCCAAAGCUGGUACUUUUACAUUGCAUGUAUCAUCACGAGUUUACAACAAUAUAUUUUGUGUGCCUUAAAAUAUUUUGCAUUUCUAAAUAGAUGAUGCAUACCUAAUUAUCGCGAUAUCUAAGGGAACGUGGUCUGAUGUUUGUCAUUCUGGUGAGAUACUAAGCGGAAAAUGGCAGAUGGUCUUUUCACUCGGUAGUCUUGUUUUCUAGCUAGUUAGUUAACCAAGGCAAGCAAACAACCGCACCUCAAGCUGCAACGGGCAAUUUUUUUGAAACAAGUGUUAUCAAGGAUGUAGCCGAAAACAAUUGGUAGUCUGCUUGCUGGUUAGUUACGUUAAAUCAUGACCGGGGAAAAGAUUCGCACGUUGCGGAAAGACCAUAACAACAAGCCCAGUAAGGAUGGGGAUAUAAUGGAAACCUAUGAUGAAUCUACAAAUGGGACAAUAUCAUCUCCAACCCCCAACGGUACCACCAUCACGUACAAAUCAAACAAGAAUUAUAACAAGACGGUGAAACCUUUGGUACUGCAGCAGAUUUCGAAUAUCAAUGCAAACAAUAUCAAUGGCAAUCAAUCAGUUGUCAGCAUCAUCGAUGACAAUAACAAGAACCCAAUCCUUCUGACCAAUGGCAAUGAGGGCUUCAAUUUGGAAUUCCCUGUUCACGAAUGUGUGUUCAAAGGAGAUGUGCGUCGCUUGUCCUCACUCAUUCGGACCCAGAACAUCUCCCAGAAAGAUGUACAUGGAAACACACCUCUUCACUUAGCUGUGAUGAUGGGCCACAAAGAGUGUGCCCUCCUGCUCCUGGCCCAUAAUGCCCCUGUGAAAGUGAAGAAUGCACAGGGCUGGAGUCCCCUGGCAGAGGCCAUCAGCUAUGGAGACCGACAGAUGAUUACGGCUCUACUGCGGAAGCUGAAGCAGCAGUCCAGAGAGAGUGUGGAGGACAAGAGGCCCAAACUGCUAAGAGCACUGAAAGAGCUUGGGGACUUCUACUUGGAGCUUCACUGGGACUUUCAAAGUUGGGUGCCCUUGCUCUCCCGGAUUCUGCCAUCUGAUAACUGCAAGAUCUACAAGCAGGGGAUCAACAUCAGACUGGACACCACUCUGGUAGACUUCACAGAUAUGAAGUGUCAGAGAGGAGACCUCAGCUUCAUCUUCAAUGGAGACGCUCCGCCUGCCAAGUCCUUCUAUGUUCUGGACAAUGAGCAGAAGGUGUACCAGCGUAUUCACCACGAGGAGUCUGAGAUGGAGACUGAGGAGGAGGUGGACAUCCUGAUGAGCAGUGACGUCUAUUCUGCCACCCUGUCCACCAAGUCCAUCACCUUCUCCCGCAGUCAGAUCGGCUGGCUCUUCAGGGAAGACAAGACAGAGAGGGUUGGUAACUUCCUGGCAGACUUUUACUGUGUGAACGGCCUGGUGCUGGAGUCCAGGAAGCGCCGGGAGCACCUGAGUGAGGAGGACAUUCUGAGGAACAAGGCCAUUGUGGAGAGCCUGAGCAAAGGAGGGAACCUGGUGGAGCAGAACUAUGAGCCUCAGAGAAGGCUGUCCCUCAUGGCUCCAGGUCCUAACACUAUCUCCUGGGAGGAGUACAUCUCUGCAGAGCACGGAAAGGCACCUCAUCUUGGGAGAGAGCUUGUGUGUAAGGAGAGCAAGAAGAACUUCAAAGCGAACGUAGCCAUGAGCCAGGACUUCCCUUUGGGCAUUGAGUCGUUACUGAACGUGUUGGAGGUCAUAGCCCCAUUUAAGCACUUCAACAAACUCAGAGAAUUUGUUCAAUUGAAGCUUCCUCCUGGGUUCCCAGUCAAACUUGACAUCCCUGUGUUCCCCACUAUCACAGCUACGGUCACCUUCCAGGAGUUCCGCUAUGAUGACUUUGAGGAGUCCAUCUUCUCCAUCCCAGCGGACUACAAGGAGGAUCCCAGUCGCUUCCCUGACCUCUGACCUGGUUGUCGUAGCAACCAGAGCUUUCCCCGCCCCGCCCAUUCGGAAACUGACAGAGAAACAAACUCUACCUACCUACACUAUUAAAAGGAAAAGAACCAACUAACGACAGUUGAGAUUAAAUAGGAGGAUGCCCAUGUAUUAUUUGAUAUCUGUCUGUGUGUUCUGAUGAAAAGGGGGAAUUAUCUCUUGGCCCUGAGUUUUUAUUUAUUUAAAUUUUGUAGAUAUUUCCUUAUAGCAAACAAGAAUCAACCAUUUUCAGCUGUGUAGAAACAACAGCACGAGGUCAAACUCCAGAAGAGAAGAAUUGAGGGGAUGAGGAGUUUAAAAAAAUAUUUGAUGUCAUCUCCGUAACAGCUUAUUGUUCACCGACUACGUGAUCACUGCUUUGUACUGCAAACCAGCACCUGUGAAACGGCAUGAAGUUGGCUUCAUCUGUGACAUCUUAACCGUGCACUUCUCCAGGUUUAGCACUCACCGCGCCCAGUUUAUCUAGCGUCUGCCCUUUGGGCACUGCCCCUUUCUCAACAUGUUUAAGUACCCUUGGACAUUCAUUGCCUGUAAAUGACUACGGUAUAAAUGAAGUGUCAGAAAUAUGAAGAUGUCAUAACUGAACUGAGAAAAUGAUGUACCAAACGUACUGUAUGUAUGUCAAAGGAGCAACACUGUGUAGCAAUACAUUUCCAGUACAUAAGAAUGUUUUUUUAAACCAGCUGGGAGGAAAGUAUGGUGUAAAACUGCAUUCUUUCAAAGAUAUCAACACCCAAGCCUUUUCUCUCUAGUGCAGGUUAGCUCAUCUAUCUUACCUCCCGGCUAUCACUGUCUGUUUCAAGUGACUGUGAAUUUAAUCUGUUUUGUGUGUGAGAGAGGACUUUAAAGGGUUUAGUGUUGUGUGUGUGUGUGUGUGAGAUUGUGUGAGUGAACCCAGAUGGGGUAUCAGGAAAGCUGUUCUAGUUUGAUACUGCACUGACAUUAAGUAUAUUUAAUCGCAUGCUACGUUGACCCAAUUGGAUUCCUUGUAUACUCUUGAGCGUAUAUUUCCUACACUUGUUAUACCUGCUACCAUCUCCCUAUCCUUUCUGAUUAUUCAGGAAGACUAACGUCUACCGUAUAAAUAUUGUAAUCACACUAAAAACCCUUUGGUCAAAUGUACUUAGGUGGUUUAAGCAUUAACUGCAACUUAUUGACUGCAACUGUCUGUAUUACUUUACUUUCCUGUACAAUUGCAUUACAUUUCAAUGAGCUUACUAUUGGACUGUAUAAGCUCAUUAAAAUGUAAGAUCUGUAUGGUCUUUGAAAACAGAUGUGCCCUACUGGUAUUUCUAAAUGUACUGCAGCUUUCCAACUUCCCAUCCCUUUAAAUAAAGCACCAGCACCAUCAUGUCUCA
Oncorhynchus gorbuscha (pink salmon) is the source of this 4740-nucleotide messenger RNA. Its product is annotated as ankyrin repeat domain-containing protein 13C-like. The coding region runs from base 1757 to 3352 and encodes 531 amino acids. Lineage: Eukaryota; Metazoa; Chordata; Actinopteri; Salmoniformes; Salmonidae. Gene Ontology annotation, molecular function: protein binding. Gene Ontology annotation, cellular component: cytoplasm. The record is from RefSeq and is a predicted model, not a curated record. The transcript has 14 exons.